Molecule: messenger RNA, 941 nt
Organism: Cicer arietinum (chickpea)
Lineage: Eukaryota; Viridiplantae; Streptophyta; Magnoliopsida; Fabales; Fabaceae
Molecular function (GO): ubiquitin-protein transferase activity
Source: RefSeq, a predicted model, not a curated record
UCUCCCUUGUACUAAAAUAUCUUUACAAGUUUGAGUUUCAGAAAAUGGUCACCCAAGCACAUUCUCAUAGUAGUCGUGGCUAUCCAUUUUGCAUCAAUGGCAUUUGCUCAAAUGGAAUCGCUAAUAUUCAACAACGACAACAACAGCAACAACAACUGCAGUUGCAACAACAACCUCAGCAACAACAAUUGCAAUUGCAACAACAACUUCAGCAACAACAAUGGCAAGGACAUGUUGUUCCCGAACCCAGUCAUGUUGUUCAUGCUUCUCAAGUUGUUCCCAAUGCCAACCUUCUUGCUCAUACUUCUAACCUUGCUACUCAAUUUGAGAAAGAAGGGGAGGAGAUUGCUUAUUUUUUCCAGCUGCAGAAUGAACAAAUGAAAAUGAUAUUAGAAAAUCAGAUGAAGCAACAAGUGGCUACAUUUAGAAACAUGGAAAAUUUUGCUUUACAACUUCUGGCACAAAAGGAGAAAGAACUUGCACAAGCUGCGAGGAAAAAACAAGAGCUGGAAAGUUUAUUAAUAGUUAGAGAUGCAGAGAAAAGGAACUGGAAGAGAAUGGCUCUGGAUAGGGAAACCGCAGUGAUAACUCUGCGUGCAAAACUAGAAGAGGAGAAGAAGAGAGUGAGGAUUCUGAUGGAAAAUGAUGCACAAUCAUGUUCCGGUGAAAACGAUGAAGGAAGAGAUGAAAAGCGUUUUAAGACAUGAAAACAAUAAGAUGUUUUGUGAUAAGUGCAACAAAAAAUAUUCAGAUGUCCUUUAUUUGCCAUGCAAAGACUGUGAAGUUUUACUCCAUGCUUAUCCUAUCUAUGGAAUGGAGAAGAAAUCUACAACUUAACUUGAUUUGAGUUUGAUAAUUUAUUGGCAAAAAUAAAAAUAAUAUGCAUGAUAUUAAUAUGAUAACCCAUUGGGGAUUAAUAAAACAGUGUUGCUUUGUUUUUA